CUACAACGCUGGGAUCAGUGCGUGCGAGAAGGUAGGGCAGUGGCAGGUGGCUCUGUCGCUGCUCAGCGAUCUCCAGAAGGCGAAGUUGGAGCCCAACUCAGCUACAGCGCUGGGGCCAGCGCAUGCGAGAAGGGCGAUCAGUGGCAGCGGGCUUUGGCGCUGCUCGGAGAGCUUCAGACGGCGGAGCUCGAGCCUAACGUCAUUAGUUACAGCGCCGGGAUCAGCGCGUGCGAGAAGGCCCAGCAGUGGCAGCUGGCUUUGGUGCUGCUCAGCGAGAUGUUGGAAGCUCGCUUAG
Molecule: messenger RNA, 295 nt
Organism: Prorocentrum cordatum
Lineage: Eukaryota; Dinophyceae; Prorocentrales; Prorocentraceae
Source: the annotation of a GenBank genome assembly